Messenger RNA from Eruca vesicaria subsp. sativa (arugula), 1710 nucleotides. The record is from the annotation of a GenBank genome assembly. Lineage: Eukaryota; Viridiplantae; Streptophyta; Magnoliopsida; Brassicales; Brassicaceae.
AUGGAGUCUGUGCAGUACAAUGGCUUUGAGACCUCUGAAGAUAACUCUGACGACGACCAUGGAUGGAAGGAAGUCAUGGAGUACAAUGGCUUUGAGACCUCUGACGCUAACUACCACGAGUACAAUGAAUGGAAGGACGUCGUGUACCGUAAGCGGAACCCGAAGCAAAAACCGGUAGAUCAGGCGGCAAACGGCGAAGUUGUUUCCGACAAGAUUGGUCCUGAUGGAAACAAGCAAGCGGCCAAGAUGGUUGCUGCAGAUGUGGAUCAUGAAGAGCCGAAUGGUUCAGGUGCCGCGAGGGGUGAGAACGUGAAGACUGAGGAAACUAAAAAGCCGAAACCUAGUAGGAAGAAGAAGAAGAACAAGAAAAAGAACACAGCAGUGUCUUUGUCCGAAGCUUUGGCGAAGAUCGAUCCUUCACAUCUUGCAGAGUUCCUUGUGAAACAAGCAUUGGAACCUAAUUGGAGUCAGAUAGUGGAAUUUCUCGACUACUUUGAGACAGCACUUUCCCAAGUAUCAUCUGUGCAGUUACCAUGGCUGGAGAUGUUCAAUAACAAUUGCCCUUUGUCCAAGAUGAUCCAUGUUCCAUUAUCACAUAUUCCUGAACCUGUCUACAAAGCAUCAGCUGAUUGGAUAGACCAGUUUCCAGACAAAACAGUCUCUACCUUUGUAAAGUGGGCCUAUAAGAAUAUUCGCACUGAUUUGGCAGAAGAACAAGAAGUCAUCAUAGACUGUGACAAGGAUGAGUUCCUUGAAAAGUUAUGUUUUGUUUUCUAUGAUCAGGUGGCGUUACAUGUUGCAUUAGCAAUGGUGUUACGUAGGAGACCCCACUCUUUGAUUUUCUUAUUGCCGGCUAUGUGGACGGAUAUUUCGUCUAAGUAUCGAAAACUGGACGAGGUUCCAUUUACAGUUUGGAUGAUGGCUCAGGCCUCCCAAGGUGAUUUAUCUGUAGGUUUGCAUGCAUGGGCGCAUACAUUGUUACCACUAGUGGCUGACAAGAAGUGCAACGUUCAGUCCAGAGAUUACAUUCUGCAACUGGUUGAGAACAUUUUGUCGAAUCCAGAGGCUCGUACCGUGCUCGUGAAUGGGACUCUUAGUGAGGGAAAGAGACUGAUUCCACCUCAUGCAUUUGAGGGCUUGCUGCGGCUUACAUUCCCUGCUUCAUCCGCAAGAGUAAAGGAUACAGAGAGGUUUGAGGCAAUCUAUCCCUUUUUGAAAGAAGUGGCUCUUGCUGGUGCACCAAUGCAACAAGUCACUCAACAGAUAUUCACUUGUACUCUAAAGUUAGCUGGAGAAGGAAACCCUAUUUUAGCUAAGGAAGCUACAUCAAUCGCUAUCUGGUUGGUGGCUGAAGAUGCUGAUUGCUUCAACCUAUGGGACAGUAUCUAUGAGGAAAAUAUAGAAGCUAGUGUUGCUCUUCUUAAGAAGCUUGUAGAUGAAUGGAAGGAGUGUUCCCUUAAACUAUCAUCAUCGCCGAGUGAUAUCAUCACUCUCACACGAACUAUCAAGAGCUUGAGGGUAAAGAAUGAAAAAGCCAUCACUGAAGGAAGAGCCAAUGCUUCUCUUUACAUAGAAGCUGACAAGUCAUGCAAAGUGAUCUCGGGGAGACUCUCUCGUCGAAGUGGCUGCCUCAUAGGUACAGCCAUCACUGCUGUGCUUCUAGCUGCUGCAGGAGCUGCUGCUGCGAUAACUAAGAUUUCGUUUUUAUGA